Molecule: messenger RNA, 8053 nt
Organism: Chroicocephalus ridibundus (black-headed gull)
Lineage: Eukaryota; Metazoa; Chordata; Aves; Charadriiformes; Laridae
Gene: BTRC
Product: beta-transducin repeat containing E3 ubiquitin protein ligase
Exons: 17
Coding region: 105-2078 (657 amino acids)
Molecular function (GO): protein dimerization activity
Source: RefSeq, a predicted model, not a curated record
GGGUGGGGGGGGGCGACGCGGGGCAGCGCAGGUUCCUGUCUGCGCUGGCUGCGGCCUGGCACUGAGAGGAGGGGCGGCCCCGGCCCCGGCCUCGGCGCAGGACUAUGGACCCGGCCGAGGCCGUGCUGCAGGAGAAGGCCCUCAAGUUCAUGGUCUCAACUUUCCCCCUGCCCCCCCUUCCUUCUUACAUGGAAGCAGAUGAAAUGGAGAAGCAGCAGUACUGCCUUGCAAGUACCAUACCCCGAAUACACAUGCCAAAAGAUGGAUUCCAACUUAUAUCUUCUGGAUACCAAGCAUGGCUAAAGCAGUGCUCUAUGCCCAGAUCUCUGUGGCUGGGCUGCUCCAGCCUGGCGGACAGCAUGCCCUCGCUGCGAUGCCUGUAUAACCCAGGGACUGGCGCACUCCCAGCUUUCCAGAAUUCCUCUGAGAGAGAAGACUGUAAUAAUGAUGAGCCCCCUAGGAAGAUCAUUCCUGAGAAGAAUUCACUUAGACAGACCUACAACAGCUGUGCCAGACUGUGCUUAAACCAGGAAACAGUAUGUCUAGGAAGCACUGCUAUGAAGACUGAAAAUUGUGUGGCCAAAACAAAACUUGCCAAUGGCACUUCCAGUAUGAUUGUGCCCAAGCAAAGAAAGCUGUCUGCGAGCUAUGAGAAGGAGAAGGAACUCUGCGUCAAGUAUUUUGAACAGUGGUCCGAGUCUGACCAGGUGGAGUUUGUGGAGCACCUCAUCUCCCAGAUGUGUCACUACCAGCACGGACAUAUAAACUCAUACCUCAAACCCAUGUUACAGCGGGACUUCAUCACUGCACUGCCAGCUCGGGGAUUGGAUCACAUUGCUGAGAACAUUCUGUCAUACCUGGAUGCCAAAUCGUUGUGUGCUGCUGAGCUGGUGUGCAAGGAGUGGUACCGGGUGACGUCGGACGGCAUGCUGUGGAAGAAGCUCAUCGAGAGAAUGGUCAGGACAGACUCCCUGUGGAGGGGCUUGUCAGAGAGGAGAGGAUGGGGACAAUAUCUAUUUAAAAAUAAACCUCCUGAUGGGACUGCACCACCCAACUCCUUCUACAGAGCACUUUACCCCAAAAUUAUACAGGACAUAGAGACAAUAGAGUCAAACUGGCGGUGUGGAAGGCACAGUUUACAGAGGAUCCACUGCCGAAGCGAGACAAGCAAAGGGGUUUAUUGUUUACAGUAUGAUGAUCAGAAGAUAGUAAGUGGCCUACGAGACAAUACUAUUAAGAUCUGGGAUAAGAAUACAUUGGAAUGCAAGCGAAUUCUCACUGGACACACGGGUUCUGUCCUGUGCCUCCAGUACGAUGAACGGGUGAUCAUUACUGGAUCUUCGGACUCGACAGUCAGGGUGUGGGACGUGAAUGCGGGCGAGAUGCUGAAUACGCUGAUUCACCACUGCGAAGCAGUACUGCACCUACGCUUCAAUAACGGCAUGAUGGUGACAUGUUCCAAAGACCGUUCCAUUGCCGUGUGGGACAUGGCUUCACCAACAGACAUCACCCUGAGGAGGGUGCUAGUAGGGCACCGAGCUGCCGUCAACGUAGUGGACUUUGAUGACAAGUACAUUGUAUCAGCAUCAGGUGACAGAACUAUAAAGGUAUGGAACACUAGUACCUGCGAAUUUGUGCGCACCUUAAAUGGCCACAAACGAGGCAUUGCAUGUCUGCAGUACAGAGACAGGCUAGUAGUGAGCGGCUCUUCAGAUAAUACUAUCAGGCUGUGGGAUAUCGAGUGUGGGGCAUGUUUACGAGUACUGGAAGGCCAUGAAGAGUUGGUGAGAUGCAUACGCUUUGAUAACAAGAGGAUAGUCAGUGGAGCAUAUGAUGGGAAAAUUAAAGUAUGGGAUCUUGUGGCUGCUUUAGACCCUCGUGCUCCAGCAGGGACCCUCUGCUUGCGAACCCUUGUGGAGCAUUCUGGAAGAGUCUUUCGACUUCAGUUUGACGAGUUCCAGAUCGUCAGCAGCUCGCAUGAUGACACCAUCCUCAUCUGGGAUUUUCUGAAUGACCCAGCUGCCCAAGCAGAAUCCACUCGUUCCCCGUCCAGAACAUACACCUACAUCUCAAGAUAAAUAACACUACACUGUACCUCACACUCGCACAGGACUCAUUUAAGCUGCAGUAUUUAAAUUAUCUGCCAAUGCCAGGACAAAAGAACUAUCCACGUAACCAAUACUUGCUGAAGAGAGAGGCUCUCAGACUUGUUUCUGGAACAAAGUUGGCAUGCGGUUGAUCUCAGACAGGGUCUACUCAGCGCGGCUGACUGCUAAAGUGCUGCUAUAUCAGAAGAUUACUUUUAUCUUUCAUGAACAGUUAACAUUUUUAAACCUUCCCAUCCCUUUCCUCCCUUGUCCCCCCUCUUCCUGUUCACUCCUCUUCCCUUUACCCUGUUUGGUUCCCCUCCAAACCCAGUCACAGAUGUCCUAUGAAUAUAUUUAAGAUGUUGCCAGAAUGUGUUGCUUUGCUGUUAAGCAGAAGACUUAUAGCCACAGUGCACCCUGCUGAGAGUCACUUCAGAGUGGGUGGGAAGGAGGCUGCUGCUCUCAGACUGAAAUCGAUAUCCAUUGCUAGGCCUUUGAAAAAGCAUUCAGCUCUGAAGAGCAACAGAAGCGCUUAUAACAGCCAGACCAGCCUGCCCCCCCACCCCUCACAUCCCUGCGGCUUUUGGCUGUUCUGACUGCAGACCUAUUUUUUGUGGAGAGAGGACCCUUGAAAUUUGACUAUUAUGAGCCAAAUCUAUCUCUUUCCUCUCCUGCCUGCUCUGCUAACCCUUUGGAAGCUGAAUGUGUAUUGUAGUCUCCCUUAACAUCUGCUUGGCUGGGGAAUGCUAGUCAAUGAAAAGUUAAACUCUCUUCUGCCAAAGUCCCAAGCAUGAUGGACUGGGGCUGAGAUCCCGUCCAACCCCACCCCAGCUGAAAUGUUGGCCCAGGGCAGUAUUUCUGUAGCAAAGGGAGUGUCUGUACCAUCUUCCUUCUGCUGUUCUCCCUGAAGACAGUGUGUUGCUGAUGGCUUACGAAUCAUUCUGUAAAUUGGAGGAAGUUUGGGGCUGGGGUGAGGAGGAAAGCUGGACAUUGCUCCUUUCUUUCCAUUCCUUCUCCCUUCAGAGAGGCUGUAGCUGGGUGCUGGAAGAGGGAGCUGAUAAAAACCUUGUGGAGCUCUCAAGAUGGAGCCACCCUAGAGUGGAGACACUACACAAACACUCUGGCCAUGACAAUAAGAUUUUGCUCACGUGAGCACCACCAGGGCACAGUCCCCUGGUGAUGGGCAGAUGGGUAAAAUGGGUAUGGCCAUGAGUACAGUCAGUACAGUUAGCAGUGACUCCAGGCCAGUUGUGCAGCAUUUCUGGGUCUGGCCUGGCUAGAAAGCCUUCGGAGGGAGAGCCUUUGGUGUGCUUUGUGCAUGCUGCAUUGCAGUUUAGGGACACAGGCUGAUUAGUCCCUUUGCUGAUAGCUGAGCUGGAUCUUUGCUUCCUAGCUGAGGCUUUUGCAAAUUGCCAUUGUUUAGAAAAUAAAAAUAGCCCUGAAGAGGAGGGACAUGAGGAACAAUUCUGCAUGUCUCUCAACGAGACAGAGAGGUCUGGGGGAAAACAGUGGUUUUUACGGAGCUGGAAGGAAUUGCAGCAGGCCUGCAUUUGCAUCAGGAAAGACUGUAAAGCGAUCCCUGGUCGUUCCAGGUUUGGGCCCAGAUCUUCCACUCUAGGUCUUGAAUAACCCCCCACUGCCUUAGUGGGCCGUUGCUCCAAUCCCACAGUAGGAAAUCAGGGCACUUGGUCUCCAGGCUGGAGGGGUUUUAAACAGGCUUUUGUUAAAACCCACUAAACUAGGACCUUGGCAGAUGGGAAAUUUUUUUAAGCUAUUCUCAUCAACUUCACUUUGCUGGGGAAGCAGUUGCAUUGUUUCUAAUUGCUUGGGAUGCGCUUUUUCCACCAAUGAAAUUUUGCAAGGAGCUAGGCCAAGAGUCCCCAGAGAGCAGUCCAGAGGGCUUAAAUCAUUCUGGUGACGGCUAAGACAGACAAGAAGGUGAUGGAGUUAUGGAGGAAGGGAAGGCUGGUGCUUGGGGAGUACCUACUGCAGUUCCUGACGCAUGUGGGCAGCAGUGUUGACCACUCAGCUCCCUGUAUUUUCAAUGAGCCUAAAGACUACAUGAGUUCUGAAGAGCAUCUCAGAGCAUGUGGUGACACUCCUGGGUUCUGUUUGAACUAUUACUGUAAAAGAGUCAAACAGGUUAACAACUCGGCUCUGUUCAGGUGACACUGACGGUGUGACUUACCUCUGCAGAGUCAUAAAAGUUCUGAGUCACAAUGAUUAAGUUCACCCACAACUAAUUUUGGCACUACUUUUAAGUCUAGGAAGGCUGGUUUGGAUUUCAGGCCGCUCUACAUAUCAGGCAUACUGCAGUCCCAAAGCCACAGUGGCAAGGGAGCAGAGAGAAUCAAAGUUUACAUCCCAAACUUUGCUGAGUUGAAGUUCUGAGUCUUAUUCUUAAUGUUAUUUUAACACUGUUCCUCUAAGUUUAGUUAUUACAAUGUCUGCAGCGUGGUUGCAUAUCAGCAGGGGUUUAUAUGACUUUGGCUGCAGAUUUAAUCCUUGUUUUCCUCAGUUUGGUCAUCCUCUGGAUUUUAUAUUUAGGUUAUUGUAGAAAACAAUGACUUGUUACUCCAGCCUCUGAAGGCUGCAGAACUUCCUAAUAUUUUAACUGCAUCUUUGUGGGCAAUACCUGCAAGGAUGCAUUUUAUUUUGCUAAUUGAGAGAAUUUGGGAGAACUGGAAGACUGGCUGACCAAACACGGGAGACAACACCAUUGCAGAUUGUCCUUGAUUGUCAUAGCCCUGCUGCUCCGUGCUGCUGUUCGGUAACUUCUAAGCACUGUUGGGUCUUCAGGUGGUACCGUAGUUUGAAUUCUGCUGUAUAGAGCUGUUUAGGGUACAGUUAGGAAGCAACAGCUGAAAUCCAUUUUUGGCACAUGGCAAGAACGGUGUCUUACCCUCAAGAAGGGACUGUGUCUGGGUACUUCAUACAGAACCGCGGAAGGGUGAGGAUUCCUACCCCACUCCCUGAGUUGUACAAAUUUUCUGAUAGCUAAGAAGGAAACUGAAGUUAACUGAUCUAACUUGAACUUGAAACUGCCACAGCCUGACAUUUGGUGGUGUUUAUUGUGCACCCAGGGAGGAGCCAUCUGGUAAGUAGAUCUCCCAAUGUCAGAAGAAAGUGGCUUUUUCAAACUUCCCCCCCUUAGGAUAUGUGUGCGUGUGUGUGUGCGCGUGUGCAAGAGUGCAUGUGAGAGAGAGGUUUCAGCAUGAACUGGAUGGAUAAUCCCUCAGCCGGGUUGGAGUAAUUGCAGAGUUUAUAAUGAAAAGAACUAGAACGUGCCUGCUGAAAGGAGCUAAAAAAGGGCUGGAAGUGUCUGUGGGCUUUCAAGUGUUGCACAUCGCUUUGAAAUUAAAUAAAAUACCUCUGCUGCGUAGAGAUCGGCACUUCUCCCACAAGUAGGAAGCUCACACUAGCCUUCCCCCUUGGACUAUGGGAUGGAAAGUACUGGAGGUGUGGGACAUUCAGAGCAGGACAAUCCGUUACAGCCACACCGUCUCCUGCUUGUGACUCCUUUGCAAUAGGGCACAGUUCUGCUGCAAAUAUUUCUCAUCCUCAGAGGAAUACAGCUUGCUUUAAAAUAUGCAAAUAGAAGCAUGAAGGAAUUUGCAGCGAGAAAACUUCUGCGGCUGUCUCCUCUGGAGCAGCUCCCUCUGCUCCCCGUUCACCUUCAGGGACAGACACAUCCGCUGUUGGAACGGAAGGAUUCAGGUGACAAGUUGAGAAGUCUAUGGUCAUCGGAAACAUUGAAAUGCUUUACACUUGUUUCUAAACUGGAAGCUGACUUGGACCACCAUGCUCUACCUACCCGCCACCUGCUCCUGCUCCAAAGGAUCCUUUUUUCUUUUCUUAAUUUUUUUGGAACACUGAAAAAGCUGGAGAGUAUCAUGUGCUUUUCUCCACUCCCAGGUGUGUGUUUCCUGCCCCUGCCACGUGUUCCUCUCUCGGUCUGAGCAGAGCUCUAGGCUUGGUUCUGAGUUUUUUUGGCAUCCCGGCUCUGAUGUGAAGCACAUCUCCAGGUUGGGAUCUUUGCCUAACUCUGUUAGCUUCCUUUAACACUAUUUUAGAUCUGCCUUUUGUGGCUGAUGAUUCCUAAAUUCGAUUGGGGUGGAAUAUUUAUGUUUGAUAAAUCGCAAAUGCUAGCAGCUCUUCCUAGCUAGAGAAGCGGACGAGAAGGAGCAGCCAGCCUUCCCACUGCAGGCCUGCUCUUAAUUGUGGGAGGAAAAGGAGGAGACAACCCAAGUGGUUGAAAGCUAGGAGGGGGUGCGGGGAUGGAGAUGGAUCUCUAAAGAAGCGGGGACAAUGCUGAAAAUAGAUCUCUUAGCUUGUGUAGUUGACUAAGAACAAUAGAGGGUUUCUCUGAGAACAUCAGAAUUCAUCAGGAGGUUAUCAAGUAAGGCCUCCAACUAUUGAACUUGUCAGUUGAUGCCCCUUUUAGGUUGCGCUGGGGGCAUGAGGAGAAAGGGAUGGUCUAAACUACACUUGCCAAGAGAAGAACGAACUUUGCCAGGGUCUCCAAGUGGCAUGCAUGAUGCAUCUGACCAUGCUGAGCCUUGCCCUACUGUUGUUCCCCCAAAGCAAUAAGCAGCAGCUUCCCAGAAGGAGGGGGGAACAGCAAGUGACCCAGUUGUCCCCAAAGGAGGUCUCCAUAUGAAAUCCCUCUGUCCUCCUGCCAGCAAAUCCCUACCGGAUUGAUUGGCAUGAGGGUGCCACAGUCUUUCUAUCCCCAGUUUUAAUUCAGAGACUCACAGAAGCAGCAGGUCCCUUGGGUGCGUUCCUUCUCCUCGACCCUAGCAGAGGGUUGGAGAGGAACGGCUGCCUGCCGAGGCUGAGCAUUUGGCUUCCCCCUCCUUUCCCCCUCACCCCAUUUUUUUAAAUGAGGUGUGACUAAACUACAGACAGAUACCCAAAGCGUCUCUCCCAGGCUGAGCCUUGGCCAGAAUAAAUCAUCCUUUGUCCUGUCAGAAAACUCUGCCCAUGACUUUGGGCUUAUUCCCAAAGACUGCUGGGCUUCCACAUUUGUUGUCCAGCGGAUAUCCCAUGGGAGCUGGCAACACUGGUUAAUCCCUAGGGAUGUUAAGCUAAUGUUCUCAAAAUCAGAGGGAUGCUGGUGUACAUGGAGCUACAACAAAGCCCUUUAGAUAUUGUAGCCAGCUCCUAAAUAGGUCCCUUUUUUAAUAGCCUGUCACCCUAAAAGAUACCCUGAUUUCUGCUCCAGCAGGAGCCAAGUGCAGCCGUGGCCAGAAAUGUCUUCAUCACAGAGCAUCUCUGCUCGUACCUUUAUGAGGAAUAACAAUUUGUUGCCUUUACAGGCAAAGUGUUUUAAUCUGCUGGCACUCGAGCACUGGUUUACGUCUGAGCAAAGCUCCACGUGCAGGAGGAAGGCAGGCCAGCCUGUCCCAGCCUAUUUGCAAUGGCUUUUCCAAAGGAGCUAGCUGUCAGAAUUUUUGGGCUAUUCAACGUGAAAACCUGGAGCUGCUUUUGAGCGUAAAACUCUGCUUUCAACUACUUUGCCUUUAUCAUGCGAGGCGUCGCAGGGCUCGGCCUAGCCACAGUUUUAGCAUGGCAGAAAAAUAAUGUGGACCUCAGCAAAGUGUAACAGAUCCCGUUUCUCCCAGUCAUCUCACAUGAGUACGUUCAGGAGAGCUGCGUGCUGCCAGGCCAGCCUCUGCGGCAUCGCUCCAGCUGCUCAGGCCGAGGUGGGGGUGGAGGUGGGAGAGGUGAGAAGGAACAUGGUUUCUCCAGAGUUUUCUCUUUGUUACUCUGCUAUAUUUGUUAUCUGGAUUCUUAAGUAAUGAGUGCUUUGAAUUUUGUGAUUAUGUUACGGUGAUGUGUAGUUGAUGUACUAAUGUUCACUUGAGCUAGGAUCAUGGUAACAGUGUGGUUUGUUUUUUUUGUUCUUUUUUUUUUUAACUGUUCAGAAAAUAACUUAAAUACAAAUACAAAGAUUAAGCUGGGAA